AUGCUUACAACAAGUUAUUCAAAUAUUAAUAUUUAUAAACAAUGGCGUUCCGAUUUAAUUGAUCUUAUCCGAUCAAUUUAUACUUAUUUUGAUUGGAAUAGUCGAUCAAUGAGUGAAAAAUGGAUCGAUACAGUUUAUCGAAAUGUAAUUUUAUCGACUGCUUAUCAAUAUAGUUUGAAGAGUUGUACUGAUUAUGCUCAACAACUCUUUCAAGAAUGUUUCAAUCAUCCAUCGAAUAAUACAAUUGAAAUAAAUUAUCGAAAAAUUGUCUAUUGUACAAAUAUGCGUUUAGGUAGUCGAACUCUAUUUCAAUGUCUAUUUCAUCAAUAUCAAAUAACAAAUGAUACAGAAGAAAUUUCAAGGUUACAAUCGGCUCUUAUAUGUACACAAGACAUUCAAUUAAUUCGAUAUUUACUUGAAAUUCAUUUUAAUUCUAACUUAAAUAUUAUUCAACAAAACGAUAUUCUUUCUGGAAUAAGACUAAUUUGUCGAAAUUUAAUAGGUAUUAAUGAUUGUUGA
Rotaria sordida is the source of this 519-nucleotide messenger RNA. The record is from the annotation of a GenBank genome assembly. Lineage: Eukaryota; Metazoa; Rotifera; Eurotatoria; Philodinida; Philodinidae.